Lodderomyces pseudojiufengensis is the source of this 1383-nucleotide messenger RNA. It is a transcript of the gene LEU5, whose product is annotated as coenzyme A transporter. The record is from RefSeq and is a predicted model, not a curated record. The transcript has a single exon. Lineage: Eukaryota; Fungi; Ascomycota; Pichiomycetes; Serinales; Debaryomycetaceae. The coding region runs from base 1 to 1383 and encodes 460 amino acids. Gene Ontology annotation, biological process: transmembrane transport.
AUGUCAAAUAACUCAAUACUACAAAGAAAUGAAUCUGAGAAUCAUAUAACAACAACAACAUCAAAAGAUUUAUUAUCGCAUAAUAAUAAUAACAGUAAUACUCACACCACCAUAAAUAAUACUACCACCAUAAAUAAUCAAGAACAGCAUAAACUACAAAAACAACCAUUAACUUCAUUAAUACCGACAAACCUUAACAACAACUAUCAUCAACAAACCAAUUCAAAUCAAACCAUUCCACAAUCAGGUCAUUAUUCAAAUGAUCAAUCAACACCAAUAGAAAGUCAUAAAAUUAUAGAUAAACAAAGUUUUAAAUAUGUAUUAUUAUCAGGUAUUGCAGGUGGAGUUGCAGGAUCAGCAGCAAAAACUUUAGUUGCUCCAUUAGAUAGAAUUAAAAUUUUAUUCCAAACUUCAAAUCCUGAAUUUUUAAAAUAUAGAGGUACAUUUCAUGGUUUAAUAUUAGCAGCAAAAAGAAUUUGGUCAAAUGAUGGUAUAUGGGGAUUAUAUCAAGGACAUUCUAUAACAUUAUUAAGAAUUUUCCCAUAUGCUGCUAUAAAAUUUGUUGCAUAUGAACAAAUUAGAACUAUAUUAAUACCAAAUGAUUCUUAUGAAACAGCAGGAAGAAGAUUUUUAGCUGGUUCAUUAUCAGGAUUAGCAUCUGUUUUUUUCACUUACCCAUUAGAUUUAAUAAGAGUCAGAUUAGCUUUUGAAACAAAGAACUUAAUACAUUUAACUCAACAUCCAAAACAUUAUGAAUAUAUGAUAAAUCAUAAAGGUAAAAUUUGGACAACUAUAAUGAUGAUCUUCAAGGAAAAUCCAAAACCUUCAAAAUUAAAUGAUCCAAAUUGGUUAAAAUUUAUGAGAAAUCAUUUACCUGAACCCAUUUUGAAAAUCAGUAAUUUUUAUAGAGGAUUUUAUCCAACUAUAUUAGGUAUGAUACCAUAUGCUGGAGUAUCAUUUUAUACUCAUGAUUUAUUACAUGAUAUAUUAAGAUCAAAAUAUUUAAGUAAAUAUACAGUUGUACAAAAUUAUAAAUCAAAUAAAAAUAUAAAAUUAUCAUCAAACCCCAAUUCAUCAGUAUCAACAAGAGAAUCAAGACCUCCAUUAAAAGCAUAUGCACAAUUAUUUGCAGGAGGAUUAGCAGGAUUAUGUUCCCAAACAGCAGCAUAUCCAUUUGAAGUUAUUAGAAGAAGAAUGCAAGUUGGAGGAGCAAUAAAUCAAGGACAAUUUUUAACUUUUAAACAAACUGCAAAAUUAAUUUAUAAAGAAAAUGGUAUUAAGGGGUUUUUUGUUGGAUUAAGUAUUGGUUAUAUGAAAGUUGUACCAAUGGUUGCAUGUUCAUUCUUUGUUUAUGAAAGAAUGAAAAAAAUAUUAGGAAUAUAA